This is a messenger RNA of Aspergillus puulaauensis, 765 nucleotides long. RefSeq names its product peroxidase family protein. Bases 1 to 765 code for a protein of 254 amino acids. The record is from RefSeq and is a predicted model, not a curated record. The transcript is spliced from 4 exons. Gene Ontology annotation, molecular function: peroxidase activity. NCBI's taxonomy places the organism in Eukaryota, Fungi, Ascomycota, Eurotiomycetes, Eurotiales, Aspergillaceae.
AUGAAGACGCCUACCCUAUCUCUUGCUGUAGCUCUUGCUGGCUAUGCAGUUGCAUACCCAGGAUACCUUGAAGGUCGCUCAGAGUGGGAGGCCCAGGAAUGGAUAGAACCAGGGCCUGACGACUCCCGAGGGCCUUGUCCAGGUCUAAACACUCUCGCCAACCACGGCUACCUCCCCCGGAACGGUACAGGAAUCACUCUCGACAUCCUCAAAGACGCCAUGCUGGAGGGGUUCAACAUCGAGCACGGCGAUGCAGAGCUUCUGUUCACCCAGGCGAUCAGGACCAGCCCCGACUGGCCGCUGACGCUCAGUUUCGACCUGGCAGACCUUGGUCGCCACGGUAUCUUGGAGCAUGACAUUAGCUUAAGUCGCUCUGAUGCGUACUUUGCCGACCCGAACCCCUUCAACGAAACCGUCUGGGCUGAGACGGAGUCGUACUUCACUACCCCGAUGAUCACGGUGGAGCAGCUUGCGAAGGCCAGGAUGGGCCGUCUCGAGACAUCCAAGAAGACUAACCCCAAGUUCGAGUUGUCGUGGCUGGCCGAUGGCUUCAGCUGGGGUGAAUGUGCUUCUUUCUUUGAGAUUAUGGCCGAUGGGACCUCCGGCACGGUGGACAAGAAGUACAUUGACUACUGGUUCAGAAACGAACGCAUGCCCACUGAGAUAGGCUGGCAACGCCGCAAUACCACGAUGAAGGGGAGUGAGCGCAGAAAGUACAGUAACCUACUCAAGGAGGCGGCUGGUGUCAAGGAUUCAGAUAGCUAG